Betta splendens (Siamese fighting fish) is the source of this 4118-nucleotide messenger RNA. It is a transcript of the gene zyx, whose product is annotated as zyxin. Gene Ontology annotation, biological process: transforming growth factor beta receptor signaling pathway; integrin-mediated signaling pathway. NCBI's taxonomy places the organism in Eukaryota, Metazoa, Chordata, Actinopteri, Anabantiformes, Osphronemidae. The coding region runs from base 256 to 2166 and encodes 636 amino acids. The transcript has 10 exons. The record is from RefSeq and is a predicted model, not a curated record.
CUGUUUACAUUGUAAAAGACAAGUCCUGAGCCAAAGUCAAACGAGAAAGAACUUGUUUGGAAGGAUGGUGUCAUUCCUUUUCCAGAGUGAAAAGCACAGGGGGAGGGUCUAAUAGCUGGAGAGGGGCAAGAGAGAAGGAGAAGUUACCAUUGCAGACAACUCUUACUCCGGCUGAAAGAAAGGCGGAGAGCACGAGGAAGCCGAAAGGUGGAAAGGAAAUCCACACCGCAGCUGUUUAAACAAUAAAUACUCAAAAUGGAGGACUCCAACAGCAGCAAGCCAUUCAUGGUGACGUCAUCGCUGAACUUCAAAGUCACCACACCAUCCUUCUACAACCAGCCAAAGAAGUUCGCCUCUGUGGCACCGCCGCGGCCCAAAAGCCUAACGCCGCCCUCCGCCCCUUCACCAACGCCAGUAGGCACAGGUGUGAUUGGUCGAGUGGGAGAUGUUCCUAUGCCGCCCUCGUCAGUCUGUGAAGACUUCCCACCCCCUCCUCCUCCUCCUCCACUGGAUGAUGAUCUGCCAGCCCCUCCCCCUGAAUGCCACAUCACAUCCACUGCAUCAGACGCCCCCUCCUUUCCUGCACCUCCUCCAGUGGCAGAUGACCUGCCCCUCCCAGCUCCCCCUGUGGACAUUGCCUGUCCACCCACCUUCCCCUCGCCCCCACCUCCUCCUCCACCCCCUCCACCUCUCCCUGCCUCUGGUACCAGCAUUCCCAAUGCUUCUGGACCCACACAGAAACUGGUGGAGAAGCAGACUAGCUUCGAUCAGCAGCUCGACUCUCUGACUGACUUGUUGUCUGAGAUGGAGACCAGGGGACCUUUCAACCCCAAGUUACCGAACCAGUAUUCGUCAGCACCAGCGCCCAAGUCUCCAGCAGCUCCCCCAACCGCUCCCAAACCAGCCCUCUCCUUCCUCCCACCCCCGGAGCUGGGAGACCGUCCACCUCCUGCACCCUGGGCCGAGGAACUCAAAGCGAGAACGAACCGACAGGGGAGUCACAACUUUGCACCAACCUCUGCUGCUCAGCAAUUGGCUAAAGCGCCGGCUGUGACACCCAAAUCCGGCAUUGGAGGGAGACCCGUAACUUCAUCAACUUCUCUGGCGCAAAAACUAAACCAGAAUCUGAACCAGACACCCACUCCUCCUGGUGGAGCACCAAAGCCGUCUCCUCCCUCUGCCUCUAGCUCUUUCCAUCCUCCCCCUGCAGCUAGCUCUUUCCAUCCUCCCCCUGCAGCUCCCCCUGCAGCCCCCCCGGCACCCCCCGCUCCUUCAAUGAACAUGGCCACUGCCCCGGCCACUAAUCAGAUCAAGAGUUCUCCCUUUGCUAGUCAGGUAAAUGUGAACCGAAACAAUCCUGCUGCUGUGACUCCUCCUCAGCCCAAGACAAUGGCAUCUUCACCAUCCUCAUUUAAACAGCCAGUGAAAACUCCUCCAUCAUCCACGUCCCCUGGCCUAGUUCCCAUUCCAGGGGGAGGUGUUCCACUGAACAUGAGGGAGGUGGAGGAGCUCGAGAAAAUGACCAAUGACUUCAUUAAACAUAUGGACACAAAAGCACCUGUCAUCACCUCCCACCCCACAGAGGUUUGUGGGAAGUGUGGCGAGUCUCUGUCCCGUACUCAGCCCGCGGUGAGGGCCAUGGAUAAACUCUUCCAUUCCAACUGCUUCUGUUGCAUGAGCUGCCAUCGCCCCCUGCAGGGCAUGCAGUUCUACGACCGGGACGGUGCGCCUCAGUGUGAGGACUGCUACGUGAGCUCCCUAGCUGUGUGUUGCCGAUGUGGGGAGAGGAUCACAGACCGUGUGCUGAAGGCAGUGGGCCAGUGUUUCCACGCUCACUGCUUCCGCUGCAGCACCUGCUCCUGCGUACUCGAGGGGGCGCCCUUUAUCACCGACGACAACAACAACCCCUACUGUGUGCAGGAUUACCACAGGCGCUUCUCCCCUCUGUGCGUGAGCUGUAAUGAGCCCAUCGUUCCAGCCCCAGGCAGCGAAGAGACUGUGAGAGUGGUGGCUCUGGAUAAGAACUUCCACCUCAAGUGUUACCGCUGCGAGGACUGUGCUCGCCCCCUUUCCAUAGAAGCGGACGAAAAUGGUUGCUAUCCGCUGGACGGCAAGAUCCUGUGUAUGAAGUGCCACACCCAGCGAGCCAAGCAGGCUGCACAGUGAUAUGCUGCAGCAGCAUCGCUUAGCUUUACUAUGAACCAAACAUAAAAGCACAGGAUUCAUUCAGCUGCCAUUUUGCCUUCGCAACAGGGCUUUCUUCAGUAUAUGUGCACAGGAGUGAAUGUGCCGUUUGCAUGCAGAUACAGUGUAGUAAACCCUCCAGCUUUUUUUCUCUUCAGUGCAGAAGUAAUGUACUGCAUUGAAAUAAACACCCCCAUCCUAUGAUGAAACUCUCUGAAUCUCCCGUCUAGCCUUCCUGGUGCGCUAGAGUACGUGUUUUGUGCCAAUUCUAUGUUUACGCUAAAAUCUCCAGCAUAACUUGCACAAGAGCAGUUUGGUCAAGAGAACAGACUCAUGAAUAAAAAGUUGCCUUCGAUUUUCUCUUGCCUCCGUAAUAUCGGUAGCAUCAUGUAGUGAACUAUCUUUUUGAUAAGACUUUGACUAGUUGGUGUCUUUUCCUGUGAGUAUUGUUAAACCAGUGUUUGAGAUGGGUGCCAUGGGGUCUGGCGUAUCCAUGACCUCUCAUUUGACCAAGGCACACAGUGUUUCUGCCCGAUGGGCUGUUGAUUAGACCAUAUCUAGCGCUCCUUUUGCAGUUUGCGCCUGUGAGCAUGGUUCACAAUGCCUUCAUUUCAUUCUUAUCAGCCAAUCCAGCAUUAGGAAGUAAUCCAGGUCUAAAAACUGCACAAAACACUUACCUAAUUUUUCUCACGCAGAUUUGAUCGUUCACAGGCAUGUCUUUCCUACUAUACUAAGUAUUUCCCUAUGUGCUCAUUCAUCCCAUAAGAACAUCAGUCAGCAUUUCCUCCUUUAGUGCAGAGUGUUAGGUGUUUUUAGAUGCAUGAUAUGAGAAAUAUGAACAAACAGGCGAGCACAGACUUAAUAAGCCUUGAUUCCCUUCCAGGGGUCUUUGCAGUUUAACUUAACAGCAUAGUUAAAAACAGUCAGCUGCAUGGCUGGAAAUAGGGACCGUUAUGUGAUCGUUGCACACGUUCCAAGUGAAAUUAAGUCACUUUUACUUAAAGGGUCCAGCACAUGUCCUAUAUUUUAGGUAGACAACAUUGAAAAUUUCCCUAGUUGUAUUUGUUUGCCUUUGGAUCUCAUCCUUUAAGUUAUAUAUGGGUCUUUGUACUUUUUUUGGACCACUGAAACUCUCCUGGCUGCAGAAUAAUUGAUUGUUAGUGGUAUUUGGCCCUAAGAUAUUAAAGCAUAGUGAACAAAUAUUCAAAACUGUCAGAUUGAAGUCAACAAAAUGGUUACAUGGGAUUCAGUAUUUCAUUCAUGUAUGUCUUUUUAAAAUUUUUGUCUUGAUCUAUUGUGUCAGUAUACACCACUAUUCUUCCCGAUAUUCAUCUUUUGUACUUCAGUCGGCUCAUGUUGAUUAUAUAAUAUUUUAUUCUUGUACUGUCCUUCAUUAAUAAAUACUUACAAGUCCUUUUCUUUUUUACUUGAUGUGCCUUCUCCACUGUUGUAUUCCAUUGUUCUGAUUUGCAGCCACAGGAAAAGACAGUUGUUUUUUUUUUUUUUUUUUUGUUUUUUGUUGCUUGUGUUGAACCCGAUGCAAUACAUUCACAGGCUGUGAUUCAGCUCUGCAUGCCAGCUGUGCCGGCUGUGGUGGGGUUUCCUCACGCGUUGUGUCCUUUGCACCAACGUUUCCAGCUUUGUGUCCCACCUUCGUCGUUACUAAGUGAUAAAUGUAUGACGAUGCCUUGGCAGUUUAUCUGGCGUUUUCUUGUUGUGCCCUGCUGUGUGACAUGCAGAUGCCUUGCUUUCUUAUUUAACCUUUUUAUAAAUUCCGUUUGAUCUGUGGAGAAUUGUUCAUGUUUAAACCGAUUUCGCCCCACCCUCCCCUGUGGCUUUAUCAAGGGAUACAAAAAUAAAUAAACUGCCGAAAAUGAAUAAGUUUGUUGUCCCGCCUAUGAGUGAUCUUGAUAUAAAUGCAUGUUAAACCUUGA